Molecule: messenger RNA, 612 nt
Organism: Homalodisca vitripennis (glassy-winged sharpshooter)
Lineage: Eukaryota; Metazoa; Arthropoda; Insecta; Hemiptera; Cicadellidae
Exons: 5
Coding region: 1-612 (203 amino acids)
Source: RefSeq, a predicted model, not a curated record
AUGCCACUCACAGAUACGCUGCUCGGCUCGACUGAUCCUCCAGAGGGCUCUCACGGGGUCAACAAUGUGUUCAUCCGUAGGUGGGAAUUUGGCAACACAGCCAGUCCCUGGCAUCGGAGUGGGACACAAUAUCUAGCUCGUACAAAAAUGCCAAGACACAACAAUCACUCAAGAAAAGUGAUGAAACGAAAGAUCAGGAGGAAUCAAACUAUAAAAAGGGUGCACAGAAGUCCUCGAACCGAUUACUUGCGUCGACCUAUGACUGGACCAGCCGACCAACCCAACAUUAUGGCAUCCAAUGUACCUCAAAGACCAGUCAAAAUGUAUCCGAGCGAACAACCUAAGCUAACAAAAACUAAAAUCCUCUGGCAACAAAGGAAAAGAUCACACAAACGGUCAAGGGACCAGAGUAUGGAUAAAAAGGCAAAACCAUCAUUUGAGGAAAUUGACCUACUUGACAGCAGUAACGAUGAAGGUGAACUGUCAAGAUUACCAGAGAAUUGCUCAGAGUUCUGCAACUCACUCACUACUGUGACAAGCGAUCAUGUUGCUUUGCAACAACUACUGCAAAAGAUGCUUUGUACCGGGCACUUGUCUGUCCCGAGAGUAUAA